AAAUUUUCUGUAUCCGAUUCAUUAUGAAUGAAGACCCAGAUAACACAGAUAAAGGUUCACUUCAAUAUUUUAAGUUUUCACUUGAGUUGAUAUUAAACUGGAUUUAGCUUAAAAUUCCUCAAAUCUGCCUGGUGAUUAGGAAAUUCUUUUUAUCUGACUUCCACUUGAAUUUGAUGUGAACCUGAAAUCAUAAUCUCACUAUUAGAUUUUUAUAUUAUAAUCGGAAAUUUUAUUUUAAUUUGUAUGGAAACUCUGGAAAUGCCCUAGCUAUACCCUAAAUUCCUAAUAGCCGAAAAAGGCAAAGUUGGACCAGUAGAGUCCUAAAGAAUUGAAAAUAUAAAGAAGAGCAUUGUGGUCAAACAUAAAGCAGUGAAAAUAAAUAAAUAAACGUCAGCGUUCUGGUCAACAUUAGUCAAAAAGAGAAAAGGCCCAGAUGCUCCCCUUCCCUCUCUGUUUCUUCGCUGUCUCUAAAACCAUACCUCUCCUCCUUACUCACUUCAUCAUCUCGCCAUAACCGAACAGAGCAUGCUCUUCUACAGGAACUUGCUCAAGGACUCUCCUUUCCAAUAACCCAUCUCCUUCUUUUAUCAUCUAUCUAUCAAAAACUACUUCUUUUUCUUUUCUCUUCUCGUCUCUCUCCAUGGCCGACUCUGAAGGCAAGAGGGAAUCGUGUGCCCUGUACUCGAAUGCCUCUGUCUGUGAUCCCCCUUCCUUCUCCAAACUUCUCAAAAGAGUUUUGUCUAACAAUUCUUCCGCUUUUCGAUCUCAGAUAUCCCCACAAGAGAAUGUGGUGAGCAAAAAGCCUAUAGUGGAUGGAGCUAAGUUGGAACUUCAAGCUGAAUGUGCAAAUGAUUCUAACAAUGUGUCACCGCUUGCUCCACCUGCUACAACUAUGCAACAUUCAACUCCUGCAAUCCCAACUUCUGGGCUAAUAUUAGACCAACAAAAGGCUGAACAUAAUGCCAGUCUUUCCCAUAUUGUUACUGAGACACCUGCCAGUGAUGGGUAUAGCUGGAGAAAGUAUGGCCAAAAACAGGUGAAGAGUUCUAAUAGUUCCCGAAGCUACUAUAGGUGUGCACGUUCUAAUUGCCAUGCGAAAAAGAAGGUUCAACGCUGUGAUCAUUCCAGACGUAUCAUUGAUAUCAUUUAUAUAGGUCACCAUAAUCACGAUAUCUCUCAAAGUAAAUGCAACGUGUCAAGUGGGUCUGUGCCAUCUGCUAACAUUGCUUCAGGCCAUCAUAUUGUUGAUUCAAUUCAAAUUGUAGCUGGUGCAGACGUGUCUAUCUGCUGGGAAGACAUCAGGCAGUCAUCAGUGCAUAUUGCUGAUUCUGAACAACAGAGUUCAAGUAGUUCUAGUGGUGAUAUUAGGAUUAAGGUUGAGAAGCAGAAUGGGAAUGAGCUGGACACAAAAAAAUUUUCUGUUUCAAGUGGGGCAGAACAACAGAAAAAUAGCUCUUGUGUGAUUGCAGAUGCUGAGGUUCAGGAGAAGCAUGGUGCGGAACCGAGGCUGAAAAAAAGGAGUGCAUAUUCAGCUCCUCUUUUGGAAGCAAAUAAGGAGACUAAGAUUGUUGUGCAUGCUGCUGCGGAUGGGGGCAUCUCAAGUGAUGGCUAUCGAUGGCGCAAGUAUGGUCAGAAAAUGGUGAAGGGGAAUUCUUACUUGAGGAGUUACUACAGAUGCACAUCUGCAGGAUGUCCCGCCCGCAAGCAUGUCGAGAGAGCCACAGAUGAUGCAACAACCACCACCCUAGCAUACGAAGGGAAACACGACCAUGACGUCCCAGUACCUAAGAAACAAAAAGGUUCAGAAAGUCUUGGUCGGAUUUCCUCCAAUGCCACUGUGAAUGGUCCUCAGUGUCAGAAAACAAAAAGUUUAUCCAGUGAAAGGAUUUCAGCGAAAUGUUCAGUGGACAGAGAAGGAGAUUUGAUGGAUGAGAAGGUUUUAGAGCUUGGAGGUGAAAAGGCACUGGAGUCUGCCCAGACCCUUCUCAGUAUUGGAUUUGAACUCAGGCCUUGUUGAGAAACAAGUAAUAGUGUAGAUUGAUGCAAAAAUUUUCUGAAACAUGCAGAUUAUGCUUCCUUGAUUUGAGAUUAAUGAAAUUUUUUUAAUUUUUUUCUUUAAUCACUUGCACUUUAUGGACGCUUCUGCAAAGCGCCAUCUUUCUGUGGAGCACCUUGUUAAUAUAUCAUCAGUCUUUUUAGGUUUUUUUUUUCUGCCUUCUUGUGACCAGUACAUUACAUUCAGCUUGGAGAGGUCAAAUAUGCAAGUAUACCCAGCUAAAUUACAAUUUGCCCCCUUGCCCCCUGAAGUUGGAUUGUAGUUGUCAAUCUCUUGCAAUAUUUACUAUUGGUCUCGGUAUCUUUAUUUUUUUAACUAUUUGGUCCACCUGGAAUUACAAUGAAUUGUUUUUUCUUUCUUCCCUUCUUGUCAUUAAAUAUGAUCUUUGGGAAAAAAGAAGUCCAAACCCAAAACUUUCAUUUGUUUGAAAAGCAAAACAACUUGGCUAAAAUCGCUAAACAAAAUACACCUAACAAUACUUACACCACCUCGCAUUAUCAAUUAAGUUAUAAUAAAUUGAAGUAGUUUCAAUAGAAAAAAGAGAACGAUUGAAGAAUACUCUGCCAAUAUUUGUGUGCCUCUCUGAAUUAGAUAGAGGAGCUACAAACAACUAAAACAAUUCUCAGACAACCUGCUCCGUCUCCAUUCCUGAUAGCAGCCUCGUGGAACAACACAUCAACUAGUUUUACUUUCUGGAUCGUCCAUGGAGAAUCUGGGGGACGAGAAGACGGGUUUACUGGUUAUUAUAAAUGGCUUCUAUGCAAUUCUGCCUUUUACAGAGAUCAGAUGAUCAAAUCGUCUAGAAAAGUAUAAAGGGAUACGUGAGCUACUUGCAGACAGUGAGAGAGUUAAUAUUUCAUAGAUUCUCGUCUUCCCAGAACCUGUUAUUCCAAUUUUUUGCCAGGACAUAAAGAGUGUAUUGACCCAAAUUAUGGAACUUUGGAAUAUAAAUGCAUGAAAUACCAACAUUCUAUCAAAAUUUCAGACAAGUGCAAGCUCU
Molecule: messenger RNA, 3056 nt
Organism: Manihot esculenta (cassava)
Lineage: Eukaryota; Viridiplantae; Streptophyta; Magnoliopsida; Malpighiales; Euphorbiaceae
Product: WRKY transcription factor WRKY24
Exons: 5
Coding region: 641-2017 (458 amino acids)
Biological process (GO): regulation of DNA-templated transcription
Molecular function (GO): sequence-specific DNA binding; DNA-binding transcription factor activity
Source: RefSeq, a predicted model, not a curated record